CCGCCCGCCAUCUUUCUUUUCGCUUCUGUCAUUUCCGUGAUCCUCGCGAUUAUUAUAGAUAAUCAAAAUGCAGAACGACGCCGGUGAAUUCGUUGACCUGUACUGCCCCAGGAAAUGCUCCGCGAGCAACCGCCUGAUCCACGCGAAGGACCACGCGUCCGUGCAGCUGGUGAUCGCGGACGUGGACCCCGCGUCGGGGCGCGCCGCCGAGGGCUCCAAGAUGUACGUGGUGUGCGGCGCCAUCCGCCGCAUGGGCGAGAGCGACGACUGCAUCGUGAGGCUCACCAAGAAGGACGGUAUUCUCACCAAGAACUACUGAUGCAGUUAGUUGUGUAAGAAUAAAUUUAUAAAAAAUAAAAAA
Molecule: messenger RNA, 361 nt
Organism: Cydia amplana
Lineage: Eukaryota; Metazoa; Arthropoda; Insecta; Lepidoptera; Tortricidae
Gene: RpS21
Product: small ribosomal subunit protein eS21
Exons: 4
Coding region: 68-319 (83 amino acids)
Biological process (GO): endonucleolytic cleavage in ITS1 to separate SSU-rRNA from 5.8S rRNA and LSU-rRNA from tricistronic rRNA transcript (SSU-rRNA, 5.8S rRNA, LSU-rRNA); endonucleolytic cleavage to generate mature 3'-end of SSU-rRNA from (SSU-rRNA, 5.8S rRNA, LSU-rRNA); translation
Cellular component (GO): cytosolic small ribosomal subunit; ribosome
Molecular function (GO): structural constituent of ribosome
Source: RefSeq, a predicted model, not a curated record